AUGUCAAACGCAAUGUUUCGCCUGGAAUCCCUUCGUACAUGGAAUCCUUUCCAGGACAAAGCCCAACCUCGAGAUUCUCUCGAUAUUUGCUGCUACCCAAGUCCUGUUUCGAUGACCGCUACCCCGCCUCUCUCCAAUCCUAUCGACCCCGUCUCAAAGAAUCAAAAAAGUCGUUCCUACAAACCUGGCCAGCAUCCCCUUCCUGCCCGCCCCCCAUUGGAGGUUUGCUUGGAUGGCGGUCUAUAUUCGGACGCUCAAACCACUCGACACGAGCCGGAGGAUUUGGGCCGCACCCCCUCCAGUCCUCACGCUGAGACUUUCGACUCUGAAGACAUUUUGCAAUUGCAAGACAUACCAGGCACAGAAGACGUUGAUUCUGCCACAAUUCCCGAUAAUGUUUGUCUGGGUGCUAAGCAUCGAUCCCCCGGUUUCGGAUCGUGCGACUUGGAGCCUGCCGUUAUUGCUGAUCAGCACCACCAUCAAGCUGUCGAUUCUGGAAAGCCUACCCAGACUAGAGAGCUUCCAAACACUGAAACAAUCGAUCCCGCAAUCCUCGACGAUCAUGCCUUUCCAGGUGGUGAGCAGACCCAAACAACGGAAAAUACCACCGGCAUCGCAAUAUGUCCAGACAGAUGUCUCUUGGAGUGUUCCCACUCUCCGAAUCAAGAUCCACCUCUUCAAUCCAGACGACAAAAUGCAAAGCGAACGGCGGCUCCUGGUCGCCAGUCCAAAAUAAAUGAACGUUCGAGUGCUGGGAAGAGAUUUUCAAAAAAAGGUGCCGCCCGGUCCAAUAAAGGGCCCCAUCGUCGCAGCAGCGUUUCAUUUCCUACCGUUCGUGCUCAAUUCUCGGCCCUCCCCGUCGAAGACCGGCUAGAGUUCUUGCCCUGGUUGUUUGAGGGUGCUUUAUCUCAUUGUAUUUCUACGCCUUUGAGCACAGAUGCCACUGUAUCAAGAUGCAUCGCAAACCAAGAUUCAGACAUCACAUACGACUGUGACCAGCCAAGCCCAAAUACCGAACUAGCUGAUGCUCAACAUACCCCUUCCCUUGUAUGA
This is a messenger RNA of Penicillium samsonianum, 1053 nucleotides long. RefSeq lists its product as uncharacterized. The record is from RefSeq and is a predicted model, not a curated record. The transcript has a single exon. Lineage: Eukaryota; Fungi; Ascomycota; Eurotiomycetes; Eurotiales; Aspergillaceae. Bases 1 to 1053 code for a protein of 350 amino acids.